Molecule: messenger RNA, 1559 nt
Organism: Aspergillus ibericus CBS 121593
Lineage: Eukaryota; Fungi; Ascomycota; Eurotiomycetes; Eurotiales; Aspergillaceae
Product: FAD synthase
Exons: 1
Coding region: 310-1221 (303 amino acids)
Biological process (GO): FAD biosynthetic process
Molecular function (GO): FMN adenylyltransferase activity
Source: RefSeq, a predicted model, not a curated record
CUCUCCGCAAACAUCCGUUGUCUGUGCUUGCCAUGAACUGACCAGGUCGUUAAUUUAUACUCCGUACCCUUCAUCAUAUAGAUCAUUGCGGUCUUUUGAUUCAAUUUUUUUCCCUUCAAGACAACUAUAUAUACACCCGAGUGACGCACCCAGAUAGAUCGCAUUCGGAUAUCGCCGCGAUAAACCGCCGGAUUACAUCCAGUCAUCCUCCACCUGUCUAGUACUGCACCACCACCACACAUCUCCACCACCCCUCCGUUCCUCAACCACCUACACCACUCCCACCACACAUCCCAGACAAAGACAGCAAUGACCGACUCAAUACUUCCCAAUGGAGCCACCGUCGCCGCAACCCUCACGACACCACCCACCACCAACCAUCACCACCACCAGCACCCCACCAUAACAUCCUCGCCAGCCCCUCCAACCGCAUCAGACCAAUUCCCCCCUUCCACCACAGCCUCUCUCUCCACAAUCAUCGCCGACUGCCACCACAAAGUCCACAGCUUCCUCUCGGAAUCCCACCCCCCGGACUCCCUCCUCUCCGCCGUGCAAGCCCAAACCCGCAUCUCCCUCGACGUCGUCUCCACCGCCCUGCACCGCUACUCCCUCUCCGAACUCGCCCUCUCCUACAACGGCGGAAAAGACUGUCUCGUGCUCCUCGUCCUCUUCCUCGCCAGUCUGCAUCCCCACCCGGCCCCCGAAGACGGCGGCCUCACCUCCAUCCCCGCCAUCUACGCCCUCCCCCCAGACCCCUUCCUCGACGUCGAGGAAUUCGUCCAAUGGUCCUCCCGCGCAUACCAUCUCAACGUACUGAAGUAUACGACGGACCCGCCUCGGACAACAAUCAAAUCCACCUUUGAGGAUUAUCUGUUUGUGAAUCCCGGCGUCAAGGCCAUCUUUGUCGGGACGCGCCGCACCGAUCCUCAUGGUGCCAAGUUGACGCACUUCGAUCGCACUGAUAGUGGUUGGCCCGAUUUCGUGCGCGCGCAUCCCGUCAUUGAUUGGCAUUACGCGGAAAUCUGGGCUUUCAUUCGUCAUCUGGGUCUGAGGUAUUGCUCCCUCUAUGAUCGAGGAUAUACCAGCUUGGGCGGGACCGCCGAUACGCACCCCAACCCUAAGCUGCGGGUGGAAAGCACUGGCCAGGAGGCGCCUCUGCAGCAGUAUAAGCCCGCUUACGAACUGACCGAGGAUCUGGAGGAGCGGUUGGGCCGCAAUUGAUCCUCGCAGUCAAUAUAGACCACCCCAUUGUUCCACUCAUAGUUACCCAUUCCUGGGUCACUGCAUCGUAUAUAGAACUGUUGGGGCCCAUCACAUGUAUUCUCCUCUUCAUAUACUUCCACUCAUGAGCGGCCCACCUCUUGUCUUAUUCUUACUCCGAUUUUCAUACGAUAGACAAUUACACCAACUGCAUGGCUUCAACCCCGGGCAGGGUUACUUUGGGUGCGGUGAUACCUUCGAUCGCAGUUACACAACUAUCAUUAACAAACUGUAGACUGCACUGGUGACUUGUUGGGAAGAGCUACAUAUGCGCGGUUAGACAAAUGCAGAAAUACCAC